This is a messenger RNA of Knipowitschia caucasica, 282 nucleotides long. The record is from the annotation of a GenBank genome assembly. Lineage: Eukaryota; Metazoa; Chordata; Actinopteri; Gobiiformes; Gobiidae.
AUGAUGACGCUGAUACGGAGUCAAGUUCAGAGACAGAGCCGAGUGCUGGACCGUCCUCGGCCUCUGGACCGUUCUCGGCUCCUGGACCGUCCUCGGCUCCUGGACCGUUCUCGGCCUCUGGACCGUUCUCGGCUCCUGGACCGUCCUCUGCUGCUGGUUCUUCCUCUGCUGCCGGUCGUUCCCCUGCUGCUGCACCUACAGGUCCACAAAGGAAGAGAGCGAGGAAGCGCACCACCCAGGACACCUCCGCCCAGGAGCUAUCGCGCUUGGAGCUGGAGCUGA